UUCAAACUUGGGAGCUCCCCCUCUUUUUUAACGCCGCCGCUCCCCGACCCUCGCGCACCUCACUUCCCUCCUUCAGUUACCACUGCUCUGCUCCGCUCGGCCUGGUUUGGAGCGCGCGCCGCCGCUUAGCGAGGUCUGCUCUCUCUUUCCCGGCAGGCGGGGUCGCAGGUGGGCUGCGAAUUCCGGGGGAUGGGCAAGGCGUCGAGGUGGUUCCGCAGCUUGCUAGGCGGGGGAGGGAGGAAGGACCAGCAGAGGCGGGCGUCCACCGCGCCGGCGCCGGGGAGCGCGGCUUGCGCGCCGCCCGCGGACAGGAAGCGCUGGAGCUUCGCGAGGUCGUCGCGGGACUCUUCGGAGGCCGCGGCGGCGGCGGCAGAUAGGGCGAAGGAGACCGAGGGGUCCGUGAGGGGCGGCGGCAACGCGGCGAUCGCGCGGGCGGCGGAGGCGGCGUGGCUCAAGUCGCUCUACAGCGACACGGAGCGGGAGCAGAGCAAGCACGCCAUCGCGGUCGCCGCGGCCACCGCGGCCGCGGCGGACGCGGCCGUGGCCGCCGCGCAGGCCGCCGUCGAGGUCGUGCGCCUCACCAGCCAGGGCCCCGGCUUCGGCGGCGGCGGGGGCGCCGUGCUGGACCCCCGUGGCCGCGCCGGCGCCGCAGUCAAGAUCCAGACGGCAUUCAGAGGCUUCCUGGCGAAGAAGGCGCUGAGGGCGCUCAAAGCUCUAGUGAAGCUGCAGGCGCUGGUGCGCGGUUACCUGGUGCGGAAGCAGGCGGCGGCCGCGCUGCAGAGCAUGCAUGCGCUCGUCCGGGCUCAGGCCGCAGUCCGCGCCGCGCGCGGCCGCGCCGUGCCACAGCUCCCACCGCUCCACAGCCACCCUCCCGUCCGGCCGCGCUUCUCACUGCAAGAGCGGUACGCGGACGACACGCGGAGCGAGCACGGCGUGGCGGCGUACAGCCGGCGCCUGUCGGCGAGCAUCGAGUCGGCGUCCUACGGCGGGUACGACCGGAGCCCCAAGAUCGUGGAGAUGGACACCGGGCGUCCCCGGUCGCGCGCGUCGUCCCUGCGCACCGUCGACGACGAGUGGUGGGCGGCGCAGUCGGUGUCGUCGCCGCUGCUGCCAUGCGGCCUCCCCGGCGGCGCGGCGCCCCCGCGCAUCGCGGUGCCGAGCUCGCGCCACUUCCCGGACUACGAGUGGUGCGCGCCGGAGAAGCCCCGGCCGGCGACGGCGCAGUGCACGCCCCGGUGCGCCGCCCCGUACCUCGCGCCGCCGACCCCUGCCAAGAGCGUGUGCGGCGGCAGCGGCAGCGCGGGCGCCGGCAUCUACCUCGCGUCGCCCAACUGCCCCGGGUACAUGUCGAGCACGCAGUCGUCGGAGGCCAAGUCCCGGUCGCAGAGCGCGCCGAAGCAGCGGCCGGAGCAGCAGCCGCGGAAGCGGGUGCCGCUGAGCGAGGUGGUCCUGGAGCCCCGCGCGAGCCUGAGCGGCGUGGGCAUGCAGAAGCCGUGCGGCCGCGCGGCGCUGGAGGCGUUCGACUUCCGCGCCGCCGUGGUGAGCCGCUUCGAGCGGCCGCCGGACAGCGACAUGUUCUUGCAGAGGAGGUGGUGAAUCGGGUCGAUGAAGCCGCCUGGCUUGUGAUAUCCAUGGCAAAAUGGUUAAUUAGUGCUGCUAAUAGGGAUUAGAUUCUCAUUAAUUCCUUGCUAUCUUCAUCUCGCCGUAUGCGACCUUUGUUCCUCUCUGGCUUUCGCUACUGUUCUUGCUUACAAAUAAGUGUGGGGCAAGUAGGGAGAUUUCAUUUCAUUUUCAUUUUUCUUCGUAGUAGCGCACUCGGACCAGUUGUACAUUCCACCAUCUCCUAUCAAGAGAAACUCUGCUUCGUUUCGAAAUCGAAUCAGCGUUGCAACAA
Messenger RNA from Setaria italica (foxtail millet), 1894 nucleotides. RefSeq lists its product as uncharacterized. The record is from RefSeq and is a predicted model, not a curated record. Bases 190 to 1596 code for a protein of 468 amino acids. The transcript is spliced from 3 exons. Gene Ontology annotation, molecular function: protein binding. Lineage: Eukaryota; Viridiplantae; Streptophyta; Magnoliopsida; Poales; Poaceae.